This is a messenger RNA of Aspergillus ochraceoroseus IBT 24754, 1461 nucleotides long. Its product is annotated as RNA-binding protein. Gene Ontology annotation, biological process: mRNA splice site recognition. Gene Ontology annotation, cellular component: cytosol. Bases 105 to 1292 code for a protein of 395 amino acids. The transcript is spliced from 5 exons. The record is from RefSeq and is a predicted model, not a curated record. Gene Ontology annotation, molecular function: mRNA binding. NCBI's taxonomy places the organism in Eukaryota, Fungi, Ascomycota, Eurotiomycetes, Eurotiales, Aspergillaceae.
GUUUCCGGGAUAGAAAAGUUUUGUUUCUGGGUGUCUGCUUGUUACCUGAAAUUUAAAGGCUUCACUAUCGUAUCUAUUGUUAUCAUCGGAUUUUUCAUCCAAACAUGUCCUUCCAAAACUUCGAUUCGUUCCAGAACCAGCACCCAGCGGCUGAUGCUGCCGCUGCUGCUCCUGGAGCUCCGGCUUCAGCCGACACCACCAUGACUGGCCAGGCUGACCCUACCACCGGUCAAUUCCAGGGUCCAGCCCCCGGCGAGCCCACAGCUCCCGCUGGUUCUCAGCAAGGCAAUGAUGGAAAGACCACUCUCUGGAUGGGUGAGCUCGAGCCUUGGAUUGAUGAGAAUUUCGUCCGCAACCUCUGGUUCCAGAUGGGCGAGCAGGUCAACGUGAAGAUGAUCCGUGACAAGUUCUCUGGGAGCAAUGCCGGUUACUGUUUCGUCGAUUUCGCCUCUCCCGCUGCUGCGGCCAAGGCCCUGUCUCUGAAUGGCACCCCCAUGCCUAACACAAACCGCCUCUUCAAGCUGAACUGGGCGACUGGUGGUGGCCUCGCUGACCGUAGCCGUGACGACCGCGGCCCCGAAUACUCCAUCUUCGUUGGCGACCUUGGCCCCGAGGUCAACGAAUAUGUGCUCGUCUCUCUCUUCCAAAGCCGCUUCCCCUCGUGCAAGUCCGCGAAGAUCAUGACUGAUCCCAUCAGCGGCAUGUCUCGCGGUUACGGGUUCGUCCGUUUCUCCGAUGAGAACGAUCAGCAGCGCGCUUUGAGCGAGAUGCAGGGAGUUUACUGCGGAAACCGCCCCAUGCGCAUUUCCACCGCCACCCCCAAGAACAAGGGUCCCGGCGUUGUGCCCGGUGGCAUGGGUAUGCCUGGUCCUGCCAACAUGUACCCCCCCAUGGGUGCUCCUCCAAUGGGAUUCUACGGUGCUCCUCAGCCAAUGAACCAGUUCACUGAUCCUAACAACACCACUGUGUUCGUUGGCGGUCUCUCUGGCUACGUUACCGAGGAUGAGCUCCGUUCGUUCUUCCAGGGAUUCGGUGAAAUCACCUACGUGAAGAUCCCUCCUGGCAAGGGCUGCGGCUUCGUCCAGUUCGUUCAGCGCCAUGCUGCCGAGAUGGCCAUCAACCAAAUGCAGGGAUACCCUAUUGGUAACUCGCGCGUGCGCCUGAGCUGGGGCCGCUCUCAGAACAACUCGGGCCCCGCCGGUAGCCCCUACCGCCCUGCCCCCCCUCCCCCUCCCAUGUAUCUCCCCCCCCAACAUCAGUAUGGUGGUUUUGCGCCUAUGAAGUCUCAGUAAACGAAAAGCGUUCCUUUAUCUGAAAGAAACAGCAGGAGUUUUGCGUCCUUUCAAUGAUGGGUCUUUUGUGUGUUAUAUCAAAUUUGCUAUUCAUCUCUGCGAAAGUUCCCCUCUAUAGCUCUUGAUGGGCAUCUUCUCCUGUGUUACGUACUUCAUCAUGUGUGAGCGC